AGGAAAAAGAAGGAUGAGUACAACCCCAAGAACACCAUCCCAACAUGGAAGAGGAAACCUCAUUUUUUGGGGCUGCUUCUCUGCCAAGGUGAGAGCCCUGAAGAUGGGUCGUGGCUGGGUCUUCCAGCAUGACAACGACCCAAAGCACACAGCCAAGGCAACUAAAGAGUGGCUCCGUAAGAAGCAUCUUAAGGUCCUGGAGUGGCCUAGCCAGUCACCAGAUCUGAACCCGAUAGAAAAUCUAUGGAGGGAGCUGAAAGUCCGUGUUGCCCAGCAGCAGCCCCGAAACCUGAAGGCUCUGGAGAAGAUCUGCAUGGAGGAGUGGGCCAAAAUCCCUGCUGCAGUGUGUGCAAACCUUGUCAAGGACUACAGGAAACGAUACUUGGCAUCUGGGGACUCACUGAUGAGCCUGGCAUUCUGCUAUCGCCUGGGUCACACAACCGUAAUCAACUCAGUGCAUAUGGUGUGUGCAGCCAUCGAAAAGAUCAUGAUGAAAAUAUUCCUUCCUAAGCCGACCCCAGACACAUGGAGGGAGGUGGCAGAACGCUUCUGGGUGAAAUGGGACUUCCCUAAUUGCCUGGGUGCACUUGAUGGGAAGCACAUAUUGAUUCAAGCACCACCACGAUCAGGGAGCCUAUUCAUUAAUUAUAAAAGAACAUUUUCAAUAGUGCUUUUGGCACUUGUUGAUGCUGAUUACCGCUUCCUGUACAUUCAGGUGGGAGACUAUGGGAGGACAAGUGACGGUGGUGUUUUUGCUGGAUCACAUUUGGGGGUGGGAAUGGCAAAUGGCACACUCCAGGUUCCACAAAGUAGCUUCCUGCCUGGUGCUGCCCACCUCGGGAAUGUGCCACAUGGUAUGUGCCACAUGUCAUGGUGACGCAGCAUUCCCUCUGAAGCCCUAUUUGAUGAGACCAUACCCUGGAAUGAACCUCAGCCGCAAAAAGAGCAUAUUUAAUUACAGAUUAUCAAGGACGAGAAGAGUGGUGGAAAAUGCAUUUGGCAUUCUUGCAUCCCGGUGGAGGAUUCUCCAUCGGAGGAUUAACCUGGACCCUAAAAAUGUUGACACUCUCGUCAUGGCAGCCUGCACACUGCACAAUUUCCUCCUUGCCCCCUCAGAUAAUGUGAUGCUGCUCACGGAGGCUGAGGAAUUGGGCAGGGGAAUGGCAUCAGUGAGGAACAUGGGGGGUAACAGGGCUUCAAGGGAGGCCUGUAGUGUGAGGGAGACCUUUGCCACCUUCUUCACCACCCCCGAAGGCAGUGUGCCCUGGCAGGACAGGAUGGUGCCCUAAGCACACUUCCGACACAAGGUGGAACGCAUUUUAGCUUUGUUCAUAUGUAAAACAUUCCAUAAAAAUGUGACUCAUUUUUUCUGUUAAUAAAUACGUUUGAAAAUGAAUUUUUGCCUGAUUAUGCCCUUGGUAGUGUCGGUCAUGGACUUAUUUGCAUUUAUUUACACAUUAAUUUCCCAUGGCACAUAACAUCUCAUCGGGCUGUUAUUUCAGAUUAUUCAACAGUUGUUCAUCUAUGUGACAUUAAUAGUGAUUUAUAGACUACACUGAUUGAAACUGGUGCAUAAAACAGCGUGCCUGGAAAUGGUGUCUCAUUAAUGCAGAGAUUCCUGUGCCAAGCGCACACUGUUGGUGUUUCUAUUAGAAUGCACGUCAAAUUUAGGAAAGGAAAGAGGGACAUCCUGAAUAGACCACCAGUUCGAAACUUAUAGGCGUCGCUCUUUAUUCUUUCGUACUUUUCUCCUCGCCUCUCUGCAUUUGAACCAACAUUGUGUGCGCGCCGGGCACGAGAAUAUAUGCAGUGGAACCACUUCCAAAUACACUGCUUUUCAUCGUCUCUUUUCUGUCCGUCUAGUCUGCCGUUUAGUUUUUGACACCCCAACCACGCUGACAAUCCAUUUUCGACUUUGUAAUUACUGUUUUAAUUUGGAUUACUUGCAUGGACACUCACCGUCCAUCCCCAUAGCUUGAGCUAUUGCGUUCCAUGCAGCUUCCUUUUUUAUAUUGUCCUUAUAGAAAGGAUCUGCUGCAUCAUAAAUGAUUUUGUGGGUUUCCAUCUCCAUGAUAAAGCGCUCAUCAUCCAUCUUUGCUCGUGUUUGGAACGUGAUUAGGCACUUGGGCUUUUGACGUCAGGCCCAGCUCCGCCCAUUUUGUCGGAUGCGUGUCCGGCAAAAAUAGAAAAUAGCCUAUACCAUCCAGCGGGCAUGCGGCACGCCAGAGGUGGUUCGCAGUCAAGCCGGAGCACUGAUGCGGCCAGUAUACGUUGAACAAUAGGAUAUAAUGGGAACGGAUUGGCUCCGGCGCUAUUUUUUACCGGAGUCGGACCGGAAACGCAACGAUCACGCAUGCGGUGUACUUGGGCCUUUACCCAAUGCGACGUUGUGGGUGGGGCAGCCUCCUUCCACCUCAAAAGAACCAAACGUCGCGCCAAAAGGGUGGUAAAAGUAAUAACCCUACACCCCCAAGUAGGCAGCCACAGACCCUCCGGUAAAACUCCAAAUAUUGAUAUUAAAGGAUCAGGAGUGAUUCGGACCCCUAACACUAGGGAGAGGGCUUCAAAAAUACCCUUCCAAAAUAUUUCUAAGACCGGACAUAACCAAAACAUAUGGAUCAGUGUUGCAUCCGCCAGCUUACACCUAUCACACAAAGGGCUGAUCUCGGAAAGAUUCUGGACAAUCUUACCUUAGAAUAGUGUACCCGAUGUACUACCUUAAAGGGUAUGAAAACGCAAAGGGGGUGUGAGACAUCAAUAGAACCGUUAUGUGCCAAGAUAACAAAUAUUGAUAAAGUUAACAAAAAAAUCAAUCACAUUAAAGAGCAAUUAUCGAAAAUUGAUCGAAAAUGACGAACAUUUCCGAAAGUGUUCCGGAAACAGCCGAAUGGGGCGGAGACGUCAUAACAAGGAAACAAAAGGUCGAGGCAGGUCCCAUCGUUGUUCAUCGACGAGAGAGCUGCGUUCCUUUUCAAUCAAAAAAUAGCUAAAAUGGUUCAAACCUGUCCUGCUAUGUAGUUUACAAAUAGCCAUUUGUCGCAAUGUAGUACCCAUGAGUUCCCGAAUGCGAGAAAAAAAGCUGGACUACGCACACAAUGAGUAAAAUUCGUCAGUGCUAAGAGGGCUAAUUUUGCAAUUUUACAGGGAAACGGGAACCUGACAAGCCAGAAGAUGUGCCUACAACCUCAAAGAAAACAAAAUUUAUGCUACUUCCCUAUCACUAAAGACCCACGAACUGCGAAGGAGUGAAUUCGUGACCCGUAUGUGAAUAAAUCGAGUGAUUCGAGCAUGUCUGUGGAACAGGAAUAUCAGCUUGUAGAGAUCGCAAAUCACGGCGACUUAAGCGUACAUUUGAGACAACAACUCUACCGAAGUUCUGGAUUAAAGUCAUUUCGGAAUAUCCCGACAUCGCUUGGAGCGCGCUGAAAACUGCUACAAUUUCCAACAUCGCUAGCUUGAUGCUAGCUUCUCUCACUCUCCCAUCUCGUCUCAACGCAACAAACUCAGCCCUCUUACUGAUUCAGCGGGUGAGUUGUAUUUUUUCCGUGCACUUAACACGACGGGGCUAAAAACAAAUGCUAUUUUAUAUUUGCUGUAUUUUUCUGCCACACAUUGCCGGUGUUCUGACAAAGUUGGCAUGCGCGUAACGUUAAAAAGGACCGCGAAUGCAGCGAUUCUUAAGUACACACUACAAACUUUCUUUAAAGAAAGGAAUAUUAACUUACGUUUGCCAUGUUUGGCGCACACAACAACUGCACGUAGCCAUCUCACUUAACAACUCCGCCGUGUCGUUAAGCGUUAAUUUAUGCCAUUUCCGUGUUGCACAUGUAUGUUUGUGAUGUAAAUAGUUUUUUAGCACCAUUGGAUAACAUUGAGAGUCCAACUGAAUAUAAAAGAGGGACACCGGUCCGUGAAAAAAGACCCAAAUCACACCGGGGACCGCUGCUCUAAUCCCAUUCAUAUUUGUGUCGGUUGGCAGGGCGAAACCGAUGAUAGCAUAUUAAAUGGUAAUUAUUCUAUACAUUACUUUAUUUUGCGGUCACUGUGUAUCAGCUUCACAAAAAGAAAUGCAAAACAUACCAUUUGGUGUUUCCCACACGAACUGUUGUCGGGGUUUCAUCAGUGUGAUUGCUCCCCUCAAUGAUCCUUUCAUUAGGCUGCAUUGGCUUUCGUUUGGGAUCAAAUUGAUAACCCAAAACACCAAAGAAAGGUUCAUAACUCUCCUCUUCACCAUUAGAAGAAUGUUCGUUACGUCGGAUUCGUCGCUGCAACUAGAAACGUAAUUGUCCGCCAUCAUCGCCGCCAUUCAGUACUAAAGCACUUAGCCGGUUGUUUCCUUGUUUUGAUGUCACGCCCACAAUCUGCCAGAUUUCCGGGAUCUCGGGGGCAGGUCUUUUUAGCUUGAAAAUGACCCAAAUUUCUCUCAUUUUCUUGGUGUUGCGAUGUGUGUAAUUACACAAAGUGACAUGAUAUGAAUCCAAAAGGCAUUCAUUUAUGGAUAAAUGAUGGAAUAUUAGCAUUUCCCCAGGUGUUGAAAUACACUUUAAAUUGAAUCAGAGCAUGACGAGCGCACAUAGAUGAAUUAUGUACCCUACCCAAGGCCUUAGACCACAGUCCCUCACUGAUUGGUGUUUGAAGAUCCCGUUCCCACAGGUCUUUGAUUCUGGAUAUGGACGGAGCUACCAUAUGAGAAAUUAGAUUAAAAAUGCGCUUAAUUCCCCCUUUCGCUGUCGGAUCUAAAGACAUAACGUCAUCUAAAACUGUUGUAGGAGGUUUUUUUGGGAAAAGCGGUAUGAUACUCUUAACAAAGCUUCUAAAUUGCAGAUACAGUGCCUUGCAAAAGUAUUCGGCCCCCUUGAAUCUUGCAACCUUUCGCCACA
This is a messenger RNA of Corythoichthys intestinalis (scribbled pipefish), 4880 nucleotides long. RefSeq lists its product as uncharacterized. The record is from RefSeq and is a predicted model, not a curated record. The transcript has 3 exons. Lineage: Eukaryota; Metazoa; Chordata; Actinopteri; Syngnathiformes; Syngnathidae. The coding region runs from base 14 to 877 and encodes 287 amino acids. Gene Ontology annotation, molecular function: nucleic acid binding.